AUGGCUCAAUACUUGAACAAUGCUUUCCUCCAACCAUCCGUCAGCUUUGCGAAUUUCCGAAUAUCACCUGAAUGGAGAACAUCGCGACCCCUUCUAUCAAAACCCCAUCCCAAAAUUAGUCGCACAAUUCCCAGAAGCUCUCGGAAUCCUCCGGAUUGCAGAGAUCGAAAGGAGAUGCCUGCGCCAUCACCAAAGCCUGACCCUACGUUGACUGCGCUUGUGGGUGGCAUCUCCUUCGGUGUCAAUGGCGUGCAUACCAGGGAAGGAUUUCUAUACUUCACGAUUACGGAAUUGGGUUUUUUUCCGGACUUUACGUUUGAUGGCGUGGGUGAUGCAUAUAUUGCGAGAGGGAGAGUUGAUCUUAUCCGAAAGAUUACACCCGCAGGAAAGGUGGUUUCUCUGGAUUAUGAAAAUCUCGAUACGCUGGUACUCAUUGAGGGGAAUACAGCGGCGAAAUUUGGGAGGACGAAGAGUGAUCGGAGGAUGUUUUUAUAA
Messenger RNA from Hyaloscypha bicolor E, 495 nucleotides. RefSeq lists its product as uncharacterized. Lineage: Eukaryota; Fungi; Ascomycota; Leotiomycetes; Helotiales; Hyaloscyphaceae. The record is from RefSeq and is a predicted model, not a curated record. The coding region runs from base 1 to 495 and encodes 164 amino acids. The transcript has 6 exons.